This is a messenger RNA of Microbotryum saponariae, 1266 nucleotides long. NCBI's taxonomy places the organism in Eukaryota, Fungi, Basidiomycota, Microbotryomycetes, Microbotryales, Microbotryaceae. The record is from the annotation of a GenBank genome assembly.
AUGCCGUACGUUCCUUUUAUAUCUUUGACCGACUUGACACUCCCUCAUGUCCUGACUGACUCCCUCCCUCGCGCAACGUGUCCGGUUCAGCGAGUACACUUACACGACCUCACCAACCCUACCGUACCCAAAUCACUCCCUACCCAAGGCGCGAUCCUCGACGUAACUUGGGCACCCGAUUCCAAUACCAAGAUUUAUUAUGCCGGACUCGCGGGUCAAGUCAGAUCGUGAGUCUCGGGUCGUGAGCGAGUGGGAGCGUGGGAGAGGGGAGAGGGUUAGGGCGGUGCUGGGUGCUGAUCGAGCGGGGUUGAGGGGUGCGAUUGGAUUAGGGUCGAUUUCGAAACGGGCUUGGAUCAAUUCGUGUGCGCUCAUCAAGAACCCGUGAAAUGCGUCGAGUAUUCGGAUCAAUUGAGUCAGUUGGGGAGCGUAUCGCUCACACAGGGAAUGAAUUUCCGGAAUUGGAGAAUUGAUAAAAAAAAGUCAUUCUCUCUCUCUCUCUCUCUUCAGACGCCGUCAUCUCCGCUUCGUGGGACAAGACACUUCGCAUCACUUCCCCGACCUCUUCGAUCGUUCUCCCCAUCGCCGAUAAAGCCUAUUGUCUGGCCCUUUCCCCGACCAAACUCGUCAUCGCCAUGGCCGGAAGGCGCGUGUGGAUUUACGAAUUGAAUACGUUGAAAGAGGCCUUGCUCAAAGGGACCCAAGGGGAACAAGUCGAGGUUUGGCAAAAGAGGGAGAGCAGUCUCAAGUUCAUGACGAGGGCUUUGAAAUGCAUGCCUAAUGAUGAAGGUCAGUCCAAAUUCUCCUCCUAAUCGGAUCAUGGUAUGCGGACCACAUCUGAUGUGGUGUGUUGUACACACACACCCAGGUUACGUCACCACUUCGAUCGAAGGUCGAGUAGCAGUAGAAUUCUUCGACCCUUCCCCCUCCGUGCAAGCCAAAAAAUACGCGUUCAAAUGCCAUCGUCAAGUCAUAGACGGCGUCGAUACCGUGUACCCCGUGCAAGGUCUCGCGUUCAAUUCGCUGCACGGAACUUUCGUCACCGGCGGAGGGGACGCGACCGUUUCGAUUUGGGACCCCGUCGCGAAGAAGAGGUUGAAGCAAUGGCCCAAGUUCAGGGCAGCAGUCGUAGCGUGCGAGUUCAAUAGGGACGGGAAAAAGUUGGCCGUCGGUUGGAGCUCGGACGAUUUGGCUGAUGCUGCGGUUGGCGUUCAUGGGCUUAGUGUGAGGGACGUCGGGGACGAUGCGAGGGGGAAGGGAACGAAGUAA